This is a messenger RNA of Scutellospora calospora, 299 nucleotides long. The record is from the annotation of a GenBank genome assembly. NCBI's taxonomy places the organism in Eukaryota, Fungi, Glomeromycota, Glomeromycetes, Diversisporales, Gigasporaceae.
CAGAAAGCUCUCACACUCUUUUACAUCUCAUAUUAAAAUUAUUCAUGUUCCAACUUCAAAAACAGUUUAUGCGAUUUGUAAAUGGUAUUUACAAAAAUAUGGUGAAGCAUAUGCAAUGGAAAAUACACACUGUAUUAAUAAAAAAGAUAGACUUAGGCCACAUUUUUUGAAUUGCUUAAACUUAAAGGAAGCUAUUAGUAAUGAUGAAUAUAAAAAAUUAAUAGAAAUAACUAAACCAUCUAAAAAAAAAUCCAAGACUUUGAGCGAAAGUAGUUCAUCAAAACUGAUUAAUUCUCAAA